AUGUCGCGAUGCCGGGACCGAGCGGGGGAAGUGGGGGAGAUCAGGGGUGAAGGUGGGGAAGGAUUUUCGGAGGUAUGGCCAGUGGAUAAGAAGGGCGUGAAAUUACAUCGUCGGCGAGUGCAAGCUCGUAUGAGUGCUGGAGAACAUUUUCAUCGCCAGACAUUGCAGGCUUACCAACGAGAGGAAGAGCAGCUUCAGGACUGUCAUACACAGGGCGGGUAUUUUUAUAGCAACGCAGAAAAGAAUCGAAGCAUGCAUGCUGUCUCCGCUGCGGGGAAAGCGUCAGCAACUCAAAUCAAACCUGAGAAAACAAGGUGGCGACCAGCGAUUGCACAUACUGCAGGAGUACCUGUGCAUGCACACCAGGUAUCAUUACUUGAGCGGCGACAUGGAAUGUUGGGACCGCGAGCUGAAGUGGCGAAACAUAUUUUGUAUCAUGCCCUUGCGGGCGAGGCCACGGCGUUGAUACCUUGGGCCCCUGAAAAAGAGGUCCAAGAGGAGGAUCCCCACGAUAGUUCUCAGAACCAGAAAUGUGGAAUUUCCCAGCCUCUUAAUUUGGAAAAGCCGAGCAGUUAUCAGGAAAGAAGUUCAAACUCCAAGGAUCAAUCGUGUCAUGCAGCACAAAAGAUCCCUGUCACGGAAGCCGAAGAGCAAGCGGCAUUCGCUCAUGAAGACAAGUACUCUUUUCCAACUACAGAAAGGCCGGCAUAG
This is a messenger RNA of Pseudogymnoascus destructans, 711 nucleotides long. RefSeq lists its product as uncharacterized. The transcript has a single exon. The coding region runs from base 1 to 711 and encodes 236 amino acids. The record is from RefSeq and is a predicted model, not a curated record. NCBI's taxonomy places the organism in Eukaryota, Fungi, Ascomycota, Leotiomycetes, Thelebolales, Thelebolaceae.